UGUCAAAUCGUGUGUGUGUGUUUUUGUUGCUGGCGACAAUUUGCGAUAUUUUCACGGUGAUCUUGUGCCGAAUACCGCAAAUUGGUGUUUUGGCGUGCUGUUGAGGACGCGUGGUGUCAGUUGUAAGUGGAGUUGGCGGUGGGGGUGCGUGCGAAGUGGAUGAAAAAACCAAGUGAAAAGUCACAAGUGAUCAAAACAUCCAGAGAAAAAGAAGCGCCCCAACAAUUGAACUCUCAAUUUUAAUCCCAAAUCCAAUCACACGCACAAGAAAUAUAAACAAUUGAGGAUCAAAAGCCUCAACAGGGCAGCAAAUUUACCCACCUCAAGUGAGGGCGUAAUCCCCUCUUGUGGAGGCGCACGAGAACACGGAAUUUGUGGUGUUGAAAAGUGCGCGAAAAUUGAGUAUCUGUGCGAGUAUCAAAACCAAAGAGGAUUAAUCACAAACAAAUUUCUCUUGGCUCUGUCCUCUUCAAAACCAAACAACAACAAAAGAACCUGAGCCCCUGAGAAUCAUUUUCCCAAGAGCCCCCAAAAGAAGAUAAAUUCAGUUUUUGUGUGAAAAAAUUAUCAGUGAAAUUAAAAAGAAAAAAAAAAUGGCAGAGGACGAGGUACUUUUCGACGAAGUUUACGAACUUUGCGAGAUUAUUGGCAAAGGACCAUUCUCCAUUGUUCGGAGGUGUAUUCAUCGAGAAUCAAAUCAACAAUUUGCAGUGAAAAUUGUAGAUGUUGCAAAAUUCACAGCAAGUCCAGGAUUAAGCACAGCUGACCUCAAGCGAGAAGCUACAAUUUGCCACAUGCUAAAGCAUCCACAUAUUGUUGAAUUACUGGAAACAUACAGCUCGGAGGGAAUGCUGUAUAUGGUGUUUGAGUUCAUGGAAGGCUCGGACAUAUGUUUUGAGGUGGUGCGACGAGCAGUGGCAGGAUUUGUCUACAGUGAAGCUGUGGCAUGUCACUACAUGAGACAAAUCCUGGAGGCAUUGCGCUAUUGUCAUGAGAAUGACAUUCUACAUCGCGACGUGAGACCGGCAUGUGCUCUCCUGGCCACUAUAGACAAUUCAGCACCAGUGAAAUUGGGUGGUUUCGGGACGGCCGUACAAUUGCCCAAUGGGAGGGAAUUUGUUGAAACUCGCGAAAGGAUACAAGUGCAUCGUUCAAAUUUGAGCCCUAGAGGGAAACUUUAUUUGAAGUCAGAUGGUGAGGGUCGUGUUGGGAGCCCGCACUAUAUGGCACCGGAAGUGGUUACGAGACGCACAUAUGGGAAGGCGUGCGAUGUUUGGGGUGCUGGUGUAAUGUUGCACGUGCUGCUGUCGGGACGACUUCCGUUUUUGGGAUCUGGGAAGAGGAUUCAAGACAUCAUCUCACGUGGCAGAAUGACGAACUAUGUACAACUAGAUGCUCCGGAAUGGAAACAAAUUUCAGCAAAUGCCAAAGAUUUAGUAAUGAAAAUGCUAGCACCACAUCCCGGAAAUAGACCAUCAAUAGCAGAAGUAUUGGAACAUCCAUGGAUAAGGGACCGUGAUAAGCUCCAACGGCAACAUUUGGCUGACACAGUAGAGGAAUUAAAGCGCUUCAAUGCACGUCGCAAAUUGAAAGGUGCUGUUCAAGCUGUAGCCGGAGGCGUUGCCAUGGACCCACUUUGUGGUGCAGAUACCGAUUCAAUGGCUGUCGGAACUGCGUCAGAGACAUUAAAUGAAUGGGCGGAUGAAGAGGCAGGAUUGGAGGCUGUGCAAAAAGUGUUGGAUUCUCUUGAUGAUAUCCAUGCAGUUCAAGAUCCAUUCGUUGAUCCAGAUGUAUUACGUGACAUUUUGCGAGAUACACGACUUCACAACCUUCUGCAGCUAUACGAUCGUAUCAGUUGCAACGUAAUGUCACCAUCACGUGCUCCACCGGGAGAUGGAGUGGCUCGGUGUCGAGAUGCUGUCGAAGCGAUUUCCCUUGCACAUGGACACAAAUUUUCCCGUGAAAAGGCGGAAUUGCUGCAGUUGCUUUCACUUCCACAUAUUCAGGCUCUUUUGCAUACUCAUGACGUAGUAGCAAGAGAAGUAUACGGCGAAGAGGCUCUUCGCGUAACGCCGCCCCCAAUAGCUCCCUAUCUCAAUGGAGAUGAUAUUGAUAAUGUGGAUAAUGGUGAUUUGCAGCAUGUUACACGCGUUCGACUGGUUCAAUUUCAGAAGAAUACCGAUGAACCAAUGGGUAUUACACUGAAAAUGACGGAAGAUGGUCGAUGCAUUGUAGCACGAAUUAUGCAUGGAGGAAUGAUACAUCGACAGGCCACUCUUCACGUUGGAGAUGAGAUCAGGGAAAUCAAUGGGCAGCCUGUACAGAAUCAAACAGUUAGUCAACUGCAAAGAAUGUUGCGCGAAGCUCGUGGCUCUGUUACCUUUAAGAUAGUUCCUUCAUAUAGAAGUGCCCCGCCACCUUGCGAGCUUUCCUAUGCUGAAUCCCAGCUAUUCAGGAUUAGACCGGCACCAGUGCUUAUAUUCGUACGUGCCCAAUUCGACUAUGAUCCAUUGGAUGAUGAGUUGAUUCCUUGUGCUCAGGCUGGAAUAGCAUUCCGUACUGGUGACAUAUUGCAAAUAAUAAGUAAGGAUGACCAUCACUGGUGGCAGGCACGUCAUGAUGCAGCUGGUGGUUCAGCUGGUCUUAUACCAUCUCCAGAGCUUCAGGAGUGGCGAAUUGCUUGUCAGGCUGUGGACAAAACUAAACAGGAACAAGGAGAAUCUGGUCCUGGGUGUUCAGCACAUGCCGAAGGAUGUGAUGGAUCGACAGUUAAUUGCUCAAUAUUUGGCCGAAAGAAAAAGCAGUGCAGAGACAAAUAUCUUGCAAAACACAAUGCUGUGUUCGAUCAAUUAGAUUUGGUCACAUACGAAGAAGUGGUUAAAGUACCCCUUGGCGAUCCUGCAUUUCAGAGGAAAACAUUGGUGCUCCUAGGCGCUCAUGGUGUUGGACGUCGUCAUAUCAAAAAUACACUUAUAGCAAAAUAUCCAGACAAAUAUGCGUAUCCUAUACCACAUACAACGAGGCCACCGCGGCCGGAUGAAGAGAAUGGCCGAAGCUAUUAUUUUGUGUCCCAUGACGAGAUGAUGCAGGAUAUUGCUGCGAAUGAGUAUUUGGAAUAUGGUACACAUGAGGAUGCAAUGUAUGGGACAAAGCUGGAGACAAUUCGGCGUAUUCAUGCUGAAGGGAAAAUGGCUAUUUUGGAUGUGGAGCCUCAGGCACUGAAAAUUCUACGCACAGCUGAAUUUACACCCUAUGUGGUCUUUAUUGCGGCACCAUCGCUACAAAAUAUUGCUGAUUACGAUGGAAGCCUGGAGCGCCUAGCUAAAGAAUCUGAUAUGCUGCGUCAAGCGUAUGGGCACUUCUUUGAUUUAACUAUAGUUAACAAUGAUAUUGGAGAUACAAUAGCAGCACUGGAGAAUGCCAUCGAUAAGGUACAUUCGACUGCCCAGUGGAUUCCAGUUGGUUGGCUCUAUUGACAAGACAGCGAACUAGAGUGUCCUGAAUGCCUGGAGGGCUGCGAUGAGUGCGACUGUGAACUCGAUGAGUAUGACCUCAAGUGAACAGUUUUGCACGGAAUGUAAUUCAUUAUGUUCAGGUUGGGGUAUUUGCAAACAGGUCACUAAAAAAGAAAAAAAAAACAACAAAUAAGAAAGGAAGAAAAAGGAUAAAUCAAAAUUUUACCCCAAAAAAAAAACUUAAUAUAUUUGUUAUCUCCGCAUAUUCCUACUUAACAAUAUUUAUCUAAUCGAAUUUUUUACACAAUUUUAUUUUUAGUUAAACUGCAAAGUAGAUUUAAAGACACUUUUGUGUUCCAGUGAAGGAAGGAGAUUUAAUCGAGAUUUUCUUCACAAUUGCUUGCCAUAUUCGAUUUUGUUUUAAUUUAAGACAAAGAAAAGGGCUGAUUGGAUUUUUGCCAAUUGCUUUUGGAUCUUAAUUGAAAAUCUAACUCUCAAACUUGAGAAAUUAAGAUUCAGAACCAAUUACCAUGUCUUCAAUUAACGUCCUUUAGCACAUUUUGAAGAGCAAUAUCUUAUCAAUUUGUCAAAGACGUGAUAAGAGAUUUUUAUUUUACUUUUUAUGUUGUUGAUUUAUUUUAUUGAGCACUUUUAUGUUACGUCACAUUUGAUUUUCUUUUAUCCCCAAUUUUUAUUGUACACUCUUAGGGAAUAUUUUAAUAAAUCAAAUAUAUUUUUAUGAAUUGCAUUUAUUGUAGACAAAGAAUAUUAUGUAAAUGAUAGCGCAUAAAUUAUGUAGGAAGAGAAAAUCGGCAUAACUUUACUUUGUGUGAACUUUUACGGGGGAUCUUUUCUAGGUAGAGGAGUAAGGUUUCUAAAUAGGCAACGCCCACAAAAUUGCACUGACCACGCUCAGUUUGAAAGACGUUUUGCAGACUGCUUCAAUCUGUUUGAUGUUUUUUAGGAAAAUUUUUAGGUUAAAAACCUCUUUCUUGGAACUAGGGUAAGAUGGGGUGAUUUGGAAUCAUAAUCGAGAUUUUCUAACAGUUUUACAUGUCAAAAGGUAAAAACAACGAAGAAGUAUUUUCGACUUUUACUUCUGCAUGGUUUUCUUUUUCUCUUUUACCAUCUGAAACAGUGAAAAAAUCUCGAAAUUCGAAAAGAGACAUGAUUCCGAAUUACCCCAUCUUACCAUAUUCAAUGAAUAAUGUUCUUUUCAUACAAAAAGCUGUAAUAAUUCCUCUACUUGCGCAAGGACACACUAAAACCAGACAUUUCUUAAAUUUUUGCAGUUUCAUUUAAAUUUGUUACUGUAUAAUAACCGAAAAAGAAAUAUUGAGUGAAAUAUCACCUGUAAGCUCGUGGGGAUAUAAAAUCCAAUUCAAUGGAAAAGCGCUUUAAUGUCUCAUUGUACUAGUGUGUCGAUUCUCGUCCAAUAAUUUUAUCAAACAGUGUUCUCAUUGGUGGGGUCAUCUUCCAGUCCAAACCAAAAUCUUUUGUGAAACUGAUUUGUCCCAUUCUUCUUUUUGUUUAACCCUUUAAAGACGAGUGGGACACCGGUGUCCCAAAAACAAAACCGUUUUUAACUAUACAAAGUUAUUUUGACCUCUAGUUAAAAAAGAUGGUUUUUAUUUUAGAGAUACCGGUGUCUCCUCGUCCUUAAAGGUUUAAGAACUAAUUCCUUGAUCUUUUAUUUAUUUUUUUUUGUUUUUUUUUGCGUAUCGUUUGGUUGGUCAAUAUCUGAGAUCUCUGUUCAGAAACCUUUCUGUCAUAAUAAUACGAGGAUUUGGGAAGGAGAGUUUAUUGAGCAAUGUGACUUAUUCAAGGCAGGCUACCCGAUUGACUAGCAUGAAUUUACAAAUGUAUAUACAUGACGGGUCCCAGACAAAGUCCCUUUGCUGGAGGCAAAGGGAAAUUUUCUGUGUCUUGGGAAAUUAUUCUAAACAUUUUCCCCAUAUAAUUUCAUCCCUUUCAGGAUUUUGGCUUUCGGUAUCUUGGCUGCCUCUGAUACAUGUCACUUUCUAAUCAAAAGUCGCAUUUUGCUUUCUAAACAACUUUGGUUCUUUAAUGAUUUCUUUGAUUAAGUGUAUUUUUUAAUACGAGAAUUAUUUGUUUUAAUAAAAUUUUGAUAUUAAUCUGUCUUGGGAAUGUCGUAAGAAUGUCCUAUAUAGGUGUCAUAAAUCUUGACAGAUAUGAUAUCUACUGGGAUUUCGAGAAAAAAUAUGCUUAUGGUGUCCCACAUUGUUUUCAAUAUAUUCUUGGGAUUAUCUAUGAGACGAUCAGGAUCUAAUACCAUCAAGCAUAGCAGAAUAAACACUCUUAUAUGUAACAUAGAUUUUUUGGGGUGUUAAUUUAAUAUUAUAGCAAAACUAUCCACUAUUUUGCUAACCCAUGGAAAUGACACAUUUUGGGUGUCCCUUUCCAUCGCUCCACAUACAAUGCAACGUAUUAUUCUGUUCUAUCACUUUUACUGCACAUCUGGGUACAAUUGAGUCACUAAUUUGUUCAAGAAAUUAAAUAUUCACUAGCACUGCUGGUGGAGUUGAAAAAAAAAACAAAUGACACUGCGAAAGUUUGAAAUGUCCGAGGGAAGUUAGCGCCACCAUCGCAAUAAUUUCGAAUUUUUGACUAUUUUCUGUCUCCUUUCUUUCAAAAUUCUGUAAUUUUUGUGGCAUUUGUCACACUUGAGUACGAAAUCUGACAAUGCCACUCGAUCUUUUAUAUUCAGUAGACUCUCUCUCAAUUGGGCAUUUCGGGCAAAAUGUCGUCCACUUUAUCGAUAGAUUUGGGCGUGAAAGCCUUUGUAAAUUCCACAAAAAGCGCUCAAUUAUAAAGAAUCACGAUAAAAUAGGAAGAACUACAGCAAAUUUGAGCGAAUUACAGUAGAGUCCCUCAAAUCUGAAUCUCUCAAAUUCGAACGCCGUUUGGAUUCAAAAUGUCAAUUGUGAGGUUAUGUUAAAAAGUUCGUAUUCUAGAUGAAUGCAAAUCAUACUUAUGUGCUUCUUCCUGAAUGUUUACAUACAUUAUGAUCGUAUAAAAUGAAAAGGAAGUAUGUUACCACUAAGACUUGUGAGAAACUACGGGAAUUUGACUCAAAGUGCCAUUUAAUCUCAGAUAAAUGGUUUUGAAAAAAUCGUUCGAACUUGGGAGGUGAGAAAUGUCAAAAAUACACCCCGAGCGUUCGAAUUUAGAAGACCUACUGUAGCUUCAUAAUUAAACGUGAAAAUUGUCAACAAAAUUUUUCACCCGAUUGAAAAAGAGCCGAUUGAGCGAGAGUCUACUAUAAGUGCGAAAAUGUAAAUAAUUUUUUUAAUAAAAUCUGUUUACUUAAUGAUAUUCUGCAAAUACGUUUUGGUUGAUUUGUUUAAUAAAAUUCAUUGUCAUUUGAAUUGCUAAAAAUCUCAAAAAUGUGACAUCUGACAAUGCCAUGUGAGCUGUAAUGGCAAUGCCAUGGCUACAGAAUCAUAUUUUCGAAAAACCUCUCCUGAGAUUCGAACGUAAUUUGUCAUAUGUCAAUGUCAGAUUGUUACAGAAUCCCUCUACUGGAAAUAUUAGCAUUAUUUAUUUAUUUUAAUGUACCAGUCUAUUUUUGCCAUUUUGUACAUUAUUCAAUUUAUAAAUGUUUAUUCGGUUUACAAGAACUCACAAUUGUGGCAGUCGAGUCAGAGGUCAUAUCGCUAAAGAGUCGAUCGCUCUUACCAAUUGCACUAUGAAUCCCUGGCCUUAAAAUAAAUGAUCACGAAUCCCCUUUCAAGUUUACAGCGUCCCUCAGUGCAAAAAGCUCAAAAAGCUUUUAAAAUUAUUACUUAAUUUCUUAAAAAUGUUCGGUAUUUUCAAAAUAUAGAAACCUCUGCAAUUCCCCUUGGCGUUAGGUCUGCCCUCAAUUGGUGGACAUGGAAAAAUACUGAUUAUCAGUAGUGAGUAAUUUACAGACCUUUGAAAUGCCAUUUUUGAGCUUAUGCAGAGGCUUUCACAUUAAUUAUUUCAUUGAUUGAAUUUAUUACUAAAUGAAUUGAUACAAUAAUUGGUUAUUAAAUAAUCCUUUAUUCAAUUAUAUGUUUUUUGAGAAGUACGAAUACGAAAGCAAAAUGUGGACGUUGCCUGUUCAGGAGUUGAAAUGCUACUUCAAAAUAUGAUUUUUUAAUUGAAGAAAAGUACAUGCAAAGUUAAGAAAUUCCAGAAAAUAAUUUGAUAAAAAAAACAACACAACAUUAAAAUACAUUUGAAAUGUUCAAAAAUUGAGUGAAAGAUAAAAAAAAAAUAGUUCGAAAGCUUGUCACAACAAUGUGACAAUAAAUAGAGCGAGGCAAAUUAUAGAAUUUAAAAAAAAAACAAGAGAGUGAAAAAAAAACAAAGUUAUACAAAAAAGAAUAUGCUUUAUCUCAUACUAAUAUGUAGAGAAAAUGAAACCCUAAUAUUUUAUUGUCAAAAAAAAAUGAAAACAAGGAAACAUUUUUAAAAAAAAAUUUGCUUGAACUCUUUUACAAUUUAUUCACAAUUUUCUUGAUAUAAUAUUUAUCUCAAUGAAAAUUUGAAAAAAAAUGAAAUUAUGAAGUUGAAUUAAACAAACUAUUUAACGAUAAGUUGGAGUGACGCAAAAGAAAAAAAAUAGAUAAGCAAAACAAGAAAUGGGAAGAAAAAACAACUCAAAAAUAGAUACCAUCAGCAAAAAUUAACCUGAUCGAAUAUCGCAGUAUUAUACGUAAAAGUGAUAAAAAAAAAUGCAACAACAGAGAAAUUGAUCAAGCGAAUGCACACAACUUUUUGCAAAAAUUAAAAAAAAAACGAGAUAAACAAGAAAAUUAAAAAAAAAGAUGUUGAGUGGCGGUUAUUUAUAGUGGGAGAAUAAAGAAAAGAAACAAGAAAAUUGAGUUAAAGAAAAAACAAAAAUAAUAAAAAAAUAAAUAAAUAAGAACGUAGUUAGUGCGAUAUUCCAGUAAAAUGAAAUGUUAACAUAAAUUUUAAAUAAAAGUGUAAUAAUACAGAGUAAGAUAAUAAAGAAAAAAAAUCGAUGAACUGUUAAAAAUAUAUUUUAAAUGAAAAGUACUAAUUAUACAUUAAGAUUAAUAAAAAAAAUGAGGUAAAGAAUAGGAAAUUCUCAGAAAGAAAAAAAAACAUUUAUUAAAGCAUUUGAAUUUAAAAAAAGAAACAUUAAAAACCCAAUACUUAAAAACUUUGAUUGAGCGUGAUUUUUUUCGUUUUCUUCAAGAAAAAAAAAACAACAAAAAUGUAUCUUGUUAAAUAGAUGAGUAAACAACACAAAUAUUAAUAAAAAAAAAUUCUUGUCAUUGAUUAAACAACAAACAUUUGAGGUGAUUGUGUGUACGUGAAAAGCAUUAAAAAAAACAGUCUACAAGCAUAGAGAGUUAUGCCUUAUUUACAUUUAAUCAAAUAUUUAAUGCUAUAAAAUAUUUUUGAUCAAUCGCGUUCUCUGAUUGGCUGUGCCUUAAAAGCACUGAAACCUUUCAAAGUUUCAACCAAUCAGAGAACACAAUUUAAGUAAAAUAUUUUAUGGGAUUAAAUAUUUAAUUACUUGUGGAUGAUGCUUAAAAAAAUUGAAAGGAAUUUUAUAAUGAUCUUGUUUUUUUCGUGCAAACUGCAAAAAUUUGUACACAACUGCAUUUUUUACAACGUAGAAAACUUUGUUAUUACUUUAGGCAAUUUCAAGAAAAAAAACAGAGUAAAAUCUAUAACAAUGAAAAUGAUAAAAGUUUAACUAAAAACUGAGUGUCAAAAUAUUAAUAUCAAUGCAUUUUCUUAUUAGAAAUCAGCUGUAGUUGAGAGAAAGAAAGAAGGAAAGAAAAAAAACAAUUUAGGUAAAAUAAUCCACGAAGAUUAAAAAAGAAAAAGCCAAUUACAAGAAUUUAAAAAAAAAUAGAAAAUAACAACUUCACAGACUAAAAGAAAAAUGCAAUGAUUUAGUGUUAUUCCUCUUUCUCCAAAUUAGUUUCUUCCUUUAAAAAAAACAACAACAAAAUUAAAUGUGUCAUAAUAAUAUUUAUUUACAUAAUCCAUCACAGAACUUGAAGAAUUUAUUAAUUAGGAAAAUAUAACUUAAAAAGAAAACGUAUUCAUUAAUAGAGAAUGUGUAAUUCUACUCGAGAAAAAAAGAUCAUACAUAUAACAACUUGUGGUUUCAACUUGGUAAAAAAAAUAUGUUAUUUGAGGCAAAAAUAAAAAAAAAACACAAAACAAACAAUAAAUAAAAAAUAACGAAUUAUUGAA
Molecule: messenger RNA, 9680 nt
Organism: Phlebotomus papatasi
Lineage: Eukaryota; Metazoa; Arthropoda; Insecta; Diptera; Psychodidae
Gene: CASK
Product: peripheral plasma membrane protein CASK
Exons: 23
Coding region: 594-3476 (960 amino acids)
Biological process (GO): regulation of neurotransmitter secretion; protein phosphorylation
Cellular component (GO): cell-cell junction; plasma membrane
Molecular function (GO): ATP binding; signaling receptor binding; protein kinase activity
Source: RefSeq, a predicted model, not a curated record